Molecule: messenger RNA, 2547 nt
Organism: Talaromyces marneffei
Lineage: Eukaryota; Fungi; Ascomycota; Eurotiomycetes; Eurotiales; Trichocomaceae
Exons: 4
Coding region: 1-2547 (848 amino acids)
Biological process (GO): proteolysis
Molecular function (GO): calcium-dependent cysteine-type endopeptidase activity
Source: RefSeq, a predicted model, not a curated record
AUGUCAGAUUCCGCGGAUAAGCGCACAUCAAACAUCCACCUAGACAGAGCUAUAAAAUAUGAGCGCCAAGUAUCAGGAGCUGGGACUCAAUCCGAAGCAUUGGAAGCUGCAAUUGCUGCGGCCGAGAACUACAUGCGUGCGCUGAAAUUAGCAGACACUCCUCGGGAAAAGCAGUAUCUAGAUUCGAAGUGCAAAGAUUGGAUCUCACGCGCAGAGAAAAUUAAAUUAGACAAAACAUGGAGACCAUCUACUCCUCAGGCUGAAAAUCGCAUGCUGAAGGAGCCAGUGUCUAAGCGCAAGCUCUCGACAAGAGAAGAGAUUAUUCUCUUGGAGAGCUCGAAGCUCAAUGGAUUUCUAUUUCCACCCUGGAAGAAUGAUCCCAAUCCUCGAGAGUUUGAGCUGCUUGGUGGUGAAGGGCAAUUUGAGGAUAAGACUCUCAGUCUCUCUGUUCCACAGAAAGAGGUCUUUAAUGGCUGGAAACGCCCUGCUGAGCUCGUCAAAGAGCGUAGUCAAGGCAAUAUCACCCCUAAAAAACCCAACCCUGCCGGAACAAAAAAGGUAAUGGACCUUGUCCAAGAUAUCACUACAGACUGCUCUGUAAUAGCAAGUAUUUGUGCGGCGACUUCUAGAUUUGAGCGCGGUCAUGAAUUUCUAUUUCGAAAUGCGAUAUUCCCUUUUGAUUACAUCAAAAAUAUUCCUGACACUUCUAUAUCCGGAAAGUACAUAUUCCGCUUUUACUUCAAUGGCUGCUACAGGAAAGUAGUCAUUGAUGACAGACUCCCUUCAUCCAAAUCAUCACGCUCACUUUUUGCAUUUGACCGAAAUGCACCGGAAUCAUUCUGGCCGGCCUUGAUUGAGAAAGCGUACCUAAAACUUCGUGGUGGUUACGACUUUCCGGGCAGCAACUCAGGCACUGAUCUGUGGAUACUCACCGGUUGGAUCCCGGAGCAAAUCUUCCUUCAUCAUGAAGAUGUAGCGCCAGAUCAGUUGUGGGGACGCAUACUUGGAGCCUUUCAAUACGGGGAUAUUGUUUUGACCCUGGGGACGGGAGAACUCAAUUCUCGCGAAGAGCGCCUCCAGGGACUCAUUGGUCGGCAUGACUAUGCUGUUCUUGACCUGAAUGAGAGUGAUGGCUAUCGUCGGUUACUCAUCAAGAAUCCAUGGGCGGAUUCCAGUUCUAGGACUCCUCAUAGCUAUAGUCGCGCUUCUGAACAAAGUGCACUGGAUACCACCUCAACUCCUCUUCUGCCCGGAUCCUUUUGGAUGGACUAUGACCAGGUCUUUCAGAAUUUCAACAACAUGUACCUGAACUGGAACCCGGGUCUUUUCACUACUCGCCAGGAUAUACAUUUCACAUGGGAUUUGUCAAAGGCGCUUUUCAAUUUUUCAUGCUUUGCAAAUAGCCCGCAGUUCUCGAUUUCAACGGUAGCAGGCGGUCCUGUUUGGUUGCUUCUCAGCAAGCAUUUCCGUACCACAAAUACCACAAAUCCAAGUGCUGAGUCAGGGUUCAUCAGCAUUUAUGUGUCGAAAAAAGGAGGUCAACGAAUAUUUAUCAGCGAUGAUGCUUUCUACCGUGGGCCGUUUGUGGACUCUCCCAACACAUUGGCGAAGAUUGACAUGGAAGCAAAUUCAACAUAUACGGUGGUCGUAGCGGAACAAACCCUGCCCUUGAUGCCUCAAAACUUCACACUUUCUGCGUUGUCAAGGAAUGAAGUCGUACUCAAACCUGCUGAGGACAAGUUUUCGCAUACCUAUCAAAUGGAAAGUGAAUGGAGCCCGGUUACAGCAGGCGGAAAUACAGAGUCGCCCCGAUACCCGUCCAAUCCGCAACAUGUUUUGCAGAUAUCAGACACAGCAGAUGUUGUGAUACUCCUGGAGGCUUCAGAGCCAGGCUUAGCUGUUCACGCAAAGCUGUUUUGGUCUGAUGGCCAGCGUGUAUCUACCGUGAAGAAACGCGAUAUCGUCACGGACAGCGGUCAUUAUCGCCCGGGCUGCGUGGUCGCCGAGACGGAGAAAUUACGUCCAGGCUCAUACACACUAGUCUGUUCAACAUUUCUCCCUGACCAAGUCGCAAAGUUCAAUAUCUGUGUCUUCUCUACUAAGCCAUGCCAUGUCAGGGCCUUGCCAUCCGAAGCGGCAGGCAGACUAGCCGUUCUAUCUGAUGUGGGCAUCUUACCCCCCGGAAUCGAUCGUAUCUUUGCGCCUUUGACCGUUUCGCGCCUCACAAGACUCAAAUUGAUUGCUCGAAGCCGAAACUCUACUAUUGGUACCCGCCAUGUGACUUCGUCGCCUAUGCUGUUGACCGUUGAGCUUGGCCAAGGACCAUACAAGGAGAUUUUGGCGUCAUCUGAAAAUGGCGAAUUUAGUGAUGCAGUUUCUGGUAUUAGGGUGCCUGAUUUUGAUGCACGUCCGGAGUAUGCGGAGAAGGGAGGGCUUUGGAUUGUGAUUGAAAGAAUUGGGGGGCCGGUUGGACAUGUGACGGACUGUGUAGAUGUGGAAGCUCUCGGCGAGGAGAGAGUUGAAAUUGGGGAAUGGAUUGCCAGUUAG